AUGCCUCCCCAACUAUCAAACCAAAUCAAGUCAAUCCAAGGUGUUCGUUUGCCGGGAAAGUCUUUUACCUGGGAUGUUCAACUCGAUCACUCAAAGAAAAAGCCAACCGUCGCCAGCGUGACCCCGCAUGCAUCGGAGGUGACCGAAUCCCCUCUGCUCUUACCAGCUUUGACACAUCCACACAUCCAUCUCGACAAGGCAUUCAUUCAUAGUGCGCCUGAAUAUGCCGACUUACUGCCCUCGACUGGAAGUUUCCAAGAAGCGCUGUCCUCAACCACCAAGGCCAAGCAGCGAUUCAACCAUGCCGAUAUCAUCAGAAGAGGUGAAUGGCUACUGGCUGAGUCCGUCGCAUCAGGAGUUACCGCAAUGCGAGCAUUCGUGGAAGUAGAUCACACAGUACAGUUCACUUGUCUACAAGCCGCAAUUGUGUUGAAAGACCAAUGGGCGCAGUCGUGCAAUAUUCAGAUCGUCUGCUUUGCGCAGGAUCCCAUUUUCUCCAGCGAUCAUGGGGAACAGAAUUUGGAAUUGCUGCAGAAUGCGCUGUCCGAGUAUGAUCAAAUCGAUGUAAUAGGCACAACGCCUUACGUUGAAACCGACACAGAAGCCGCAAAAAGGAACAUUGAAUGGGCGAUUGACAAUGCACUGCGCUUGAACAAGCACGUCGACUUCCAUCUGGACUAUAACCUUGAUCCGAACAAAGAGCCACUAAUAUGGCACGUUCUCGAUACUCUCAAGGCUCGAAACUGGACCUCACAUUCUUCCAAACGCAUCAUGAUCGGCCAUUGUUCGCGUCUGACUCUCCUGCCAGAGAACGAAUGGGCGCGCCUGGUUGCUGAAAUCCACAACCACAACCUGCCUGUCACCUUUGUGGGUCUUCCCACCAGCGAUGUCUACAUGGCUGCAGCCCCAGGUGACAGUGCCCAGGAUCGUGCUCGCGGUACUCUGCAAAUCUUGCAUUUGAUCCGCAAGCACAAUCUUGAUGCUGCAAUGGGCGUGAACAAUGUUGGGAAUUCGUUUACGCCGUGGGGGUCACCAGACCCCUUAUCAUUGGCUUGUCUGGGUGUGGGAAUUUACCAGGCAGGAAGUCAGGCUGAUGCUGAAUUGCUGUAUGAGUGCGUUUCGACACGGGCUCGAGCGGCUAUUGGCCUAGAAUCCCAAGAGGGCCUCUGUGUGCGAGAUGGUUGGGUGCCGGAUUUCUUGUUGGUGCGCAAUAGGGAUGAGACUGGGUGUGGACUGGUCAGACCUAGGUCGACCGUGGCGGAUGUUGUGUGGACUCCGCCUGGGGUGAUGAAUCGAGAUGUUGUGUUGGGUGGACGGUUGAAAGUCUCUCCAGCUUGUGACAAAGAUAAUCUUUAUCAUUUUGCAUGA
This is a messenger RNA of Penicillium olsonii, 1368 nucleotides long. The record is from the annotation of a GenBank genome assembly. Lineage: Eukaryota; Fungi; Ascomycota; Eurotiomycetes; Eurotiales; Aspergillaceae.